AGCUUAAUUAAUGCCGAUUCUCAAUUCCACCCCUCUCUAGUCUCUUACAUAAUUAAUGUUUCCCUCAUGAAGCCUUCUGAUCCUCCCCAUCCCGUAUCAAGAAGCCGGGUGGCUAUGACUUUUUCCACUUUUCAUUCGUGUCACGAGUUGUGGGGAUCGUGGGGCACUCCAUGUGCGUACGUACUACGGAUGAAGAACUAAUAUAUAUGAAAAGACUUGAAGAAUCGGAGGAUGUUUCUAUCUUAUAUAGAAUUAUACACUCUGAAUUCUGGGUACCAAUAUACACCACAUAAUUUCUCUAUAUACCACAUAAUACGACAUCAUCCAACUCAUCAAACAAACUUAAACAUCGAUUCAGAAAGUUCCUGAAAAUAGCCAUCAUGGAUAGAGCAUCACACAUUGUGAUCAUUGGGGCUGGCAUGGGAGGGCUGUCAACCGCAUUGUCUUUAGCUAAAGAAGGCUUCACAAACAUCGAAGUUUUCGAGACAGCGUCGAAUUUAGGUUUCGUCGGUGCUGGAAUUCAAUUGGCGCCAAACAUGGCCAGAAUAUUGGAUAGGUUGGGCUGUUGGAAGGAGAUAGAGGCCGAAGCUGUUGACUUGAAGGAAACCAGCAUUAGACAGGGCGAUUCUGAUAAAGAGCUUGCUCACGUGGAUCUUUUGUACAUCAGAGAAACCUAUGAAUACCCUCAUAUGGUUGGCCACCGAUCCAAUCUUGCUGGCUCUAUGUAUGAGGCUUGUAAGAAAGAGAGUGGCAUCAAAUUUCAUUUCUCUGUUGCAGCCGAAGCUGUCGAGUCUUUUGGCCCCAAGCCGCAACUCAAGGUUAAGCCACGUCAUGGAGAAUCUUAUACUGUCGAAGCCGAUGUCAUUCUCGCAUCAGACGGUAUUAAAUCGAUCGUCAGAUCAAAGAUUCUGUCUGAAUUGAACCAUGACGCACACAUUACAGACACGAACCAGGCAGCAUAUAGAAUUAUGCUAAAGCGUGAGGAAAUGGAGAACGACCCCGAACUUUUGGAACUUAUCAAUGGAGACAAGGUCACAAGAUGGAUUGGAGAGAAAAGACAUAUCAUCGCCUACCCAGUCUCAAGCAAACAAAUCUAUAACCUCUCCACAGUUCAACCAGACACAAAUUUCGCUGCCGCCCCUUCAGCUACUUAUACUACCAAGGGUGACAAGAGCGCUAUGUUGGACAUUUUCUCAGACUUUUGCCCUAAAGUCCAACGUAUGUUGAACCUUGUUCCAGAUGGUGAGGUAUGUGAAUGGAAACUUCGUGUCCACAGCCCUCUUCCAACUUGGGUCCGCGGAUCCAUUGCAUUAGUUGGAGAUGCUUGCCAUCCAACUCUUCCUCAUUUAGCUCAAGGUGCCGCUCAAGCAAUUGAAGAUGCUGCCGUGUUAGGUGCUGUGUUUUCCAAGUGUCCUUCAAACAGCCCAUCAGAUAUCAACAAAUCUUUACUCGUUUAUGAGAGCGUUAGAAAGGAACGAGCCGAAACCCUCGUUGAGCUCGCUGCACAAUCUGGACGAGCUCUACAUUUGGGUGAUGGAGCUGCGAAGGCAGAGAGAGAUAAGCAAUUCGCUGCAUUGAAACAAACGGGGGGAGCAGUUCCAGAUAAAUGGGCAGAUGCUGAUGUUCAAAAGAGGAUUUAUGGUUUUGAUUGUUAUCAAGUUGCUCUUGACAGGUUUGAAGAUUUAUUUGCCAAGGUUGAAGAGGGUAAAUUUGUUGGUUUGGACCAGCCAGUUAACAGUUCAGGUCAGAACGGAAAUGCUGCCAAUAUAUAAUAUCAAUAUACAUACAAUGUAAAAACU
This is a messenger RNA of Botrytis deweyae, 1799 nucleotides long. RefSeq lists its product as uncharacterized. Bases 381 to 1772 code for a protein of 463 amino acids. Gene Ontology annotation, biological process: secondary metabolite biosynthetic process. NCBI's taxonomy places the organism in Eukaryota, Fungi, Ascomycota, Leotiomycetes, Helotiales, Sclerotiniaceae. Gene Ontology annotation, molecular function: monooxygenase activity; FAD binding. The record is from RefSeq and is a predicted model, not a curated record. The transcript is spliced from 3 exons.